AUGGUACAUCACAAUAUUCAGAUCGGAUUAAGCAACAUGCUGAGCGAAGAAAUCCCAGAUGACGAUCCAGUCAAAAGCAAUGAUGAAGUCACACGACAGAGCAAUGUGACGUACGGCAUCGACGAUCUGCCUCCCUGGUACUUGUGCAUCUUUAUGGCAUUGCAGCACUACCUGACCAUGAUUGGAGCGAUAGUUGCCAUUCCCUUCAUCCUGUGUCCAGCUCUAUGCAUGCGGGAGACUGAUCCUGACAGAUCCAAUAUCAUCUCAACUAUGAUAUUCGUUACUGGGCUCAUCACUUGGCUACAGGCGACAUUUGGGUGCCGCUUGCCUAUAGUUCAAGGCGGCACCAUCUCCUUCCUGGUGCCGACCCUGGCUAUACUAGGGCUGCCAGCCUGGCGGUGUCCGGCGGCGGACGUUCUCGACGCAAUGUCGGAUGACGAGCGCCGUGCCGUAUGGACCACUCGAAUGUGUGAGCUAUCCGGAGCUAUUGCAGUCUCUGCUACACUUCAGAUGGUCUUUGGCUAUUUUGGUGUUUUCGGGCAGCUACUGCGUUUCGUGACUCCACUGACGAUUGCCCCAACUGUGGCUUUGGUAGGCUUGACGCUGUUCGAUCACGCGGCUGAAGCAGCUGCCCAGCAGUGGGGCAUCGCGGCUGGCACAUUCGUUCUGCUAACGAUAUUUUCACAAUGCAUGACUGAGAUCACUAUACCAACACUGGCCUGGCAUAAGGGGAGGGUCACCAUCACAUGGUUCCCGCUCUUCAAACUCUUUCCAGUUCUCUUGACGAUAGCGAUCAUGUGGACGGUAUGCGGUAUUCUGACGGUGACUGAAGUCUUUCCACCUAACCAUCCGGCCAGGACUGACGUGAAGCUGAAUAUCAUCAUGGAUGCGCCUUGGUUCCGAGUGCCUUAUCCAGGUCAAUGGGGUGCUCCAACGGUAAGUGUCGCUGGAGUGCUGGGAAUGCUGGCUGGUGUUUUGGCAUGUACAGUGGAGUCCAUCAGUUACUAUCCCACUACAGCUCGCAUGUGCGCUGCUCCACCACCUCCGCUCCACGCUAUCAACCGUGGUCUCGGUACAGAGGGUCUGGGCACAAUAAUAGCCGGUCUCUGGGGAUCUGGUAACGGGACUAAUACGUUCGGUGAAAAUGUCGGUGCUAUUGGAGUUACUAAGGUGGGAUCACGGCGUGUAGUGCAGUGGGCUGCAGCGCUGAUGGUGCUACAAGGGGUCGUGGGUAAAAUGUGUGCAGUCUUCAUUAUAAUACCACAGCCCGUCAUCGGAGGUCUGUUCUGUGUUAUGUUCGGAAUGAUAUCUGCCUUUGGUCUCUCUGCCCUGCAAUAUGUCGACCUCAACAGUUCUCGCAAUCUUUAUAUCAUUGGGUUCAGUCUAUUCUUUCCAUUGGUGCUGACCAGAUGGAUGGCAGCAAACAGUGGGGUCAUACAAACUGGUGUCGAAGCUCUCGAUGCUGUGCUGCAAGUAUUGUUGUCUACCUCAAUACUGGUGGGAGGCAUUGUUGGAUGUAUGCUAGACAAUUUAAUACCAGGUACGGAUGAAGAACGAGGCCUGGCUGCGUGGUCCCAGCAAAUGUCCCUUGAUGCUGCCGGCGCAACCGACGGUGGAGACACUUACGAUUUCCCUGUCGGCAUGACUUAUAUCCGUAGAUGGAAGUGGACCAGUUACUUACCGUUCAUGCCGACGUAUCAAGCUGGCAAAUUCACCGCACUAUUUCGUAAGAAGGAAAGCUGA
Molecule: messenger RNA, 1743 nt
Organism: Diatraea saccharalis (sugarcane borer)
Lineage: Eukaryota; Metazoa; Arthropoda; Insecta; Lepidoptera; Crambidae
Source: the annotation of a GenBank genome assembly